AUUUAGUUAAAUGCCGUGUUUAUUUACAAAAACUUAUAUUUAAUUAAAAAUUAUAACUUGUGCGCGUCAUCACGUGUUACAAACAUGGUUGCUUGUGUGACUGAAAUUUCAUCUCCGAGAAGUCACACAAAACUCGAUGAUGGCCAACUACUUUGAAACUGUUUUGUUAUGGCUUGGCAAAACUCUAGGAGUGAGUGAUAACUCCAGUAUUCUAUAGCAAGACAAAAUAUAUUAAAUUGUUCUAUGCUGGAACUUUCUAUGAGAGGCAAUGUCUUCCCCGCUGUUUAUACAUUUAGUAAGACUGGUGUCAAAGCGCAGUCGUCCAAUGUUCAUCCCAGCCACUCCUGCUGCACAAUGUUGGAUCCAUUGUUAUUCAGUUCGACACAACUGGUACAAGAAUCAGUUGGAUGUAUUUCAUAAGGAUAGCCUCACGCAUCAGCCUCCUGGGAAGAAGACAAACGAAAAGGUUAUUUCAUUCCUUGAUCUUGUGAAACCAAAAGCUCCAUUCAGCAGACACGGCUUACAGAGCAAACUGGAAACUCUUGAAGUCCUUGGUUGUUCUUUAGAUCAAGUCCAAGAAUGUCCCGAAAUCCUGCAGGUCCCACAGGCUGAGCUAAUGCACAGGGCUACCCGGUUGCAGCAACAUGGUCACCGAAAGAUCAAUGUGCAGAUGUUAAAACUUGUUCACUCUAAAGUAUCGAAUGCUCAUUUGAAGCGGUUACAACCAGUUUUGGAUUUAAUGCAAGGUUACAACACCAUCACAGAGUACAUGAUGGAUGUUCUGAAGUGCAACGAAAUGGAAUUCCAUGAAAUUAUUACCAAAAUUCCAUUGCUGAAGAAACUGAGAAACAUGCCGGCAUUUACAGAAAAGGUCAAAUAUCUUCAAAGCUUCGAUGUGAAAGCCGAGCACUUCAUUAAAUAUCCACAGCUGCUCUCUUACAGUCUUGAUACCUUAAAGAGACGCAUCGAAAGAAUGAAAGUACACCAAGAGGGAAACGAUUUCCCUAUUUCGUCUCUUGCCAUCUCUGAAAAACAGUUUAAAAGAUUCCUGAAUAAAUACAACACUGAACAGAAAGUUCUUGAUGGAAGUCAAAAUCGCUAUGAGUAUAUAGCAAAACUGUUCAAUGUAUCCGUUUCUGUUGCUCAAAAAAUGUCUUACUUAGAGAACAGGCGUCUUACUACACUGAAGCCAAGAGUCGACUUCCUCCUAUCAGUCGGUAUUCCGAUUGAGCAUCUCCGAAGCCAUACCUAUAUUCUACGUCACAAAACAGACACAUUGAAGAAAGCGUAUGCCAAGGCGCAAGAAGCUGGAAUCGAAAAAGUCAGUCUGUUACACAUCAUACACAUCAUUUCAUGUAAAAAUGUUCCCUUGAGAGUUCCUAGUCCCAAAUCAACAGUCUUCCUGCCAAAAUUAAUCGGCAUUGAUACCGGAACUCUGCAGAAGAAACUUUACCAUAUUGCUCCUUUAGUAACUACAGACCGUGUAACACUAACUACCAAUUUCGAGUACCUAACUAGUCUUGGUAUUACCAAAAAAGACAUUUGUAGUUGUCCACUAAUUCUGUCUCAUUGUCCCAAAUAUCUGAAACAGACAGUUGAGUCAAUAGCAAAGAGACAAGAACUACAAGAGUCGUUAGACUUGUUAUCAAAUCCAUCUGCAUUUGUUAAUUUAGUGCAAUAUUUGAUUGAGAAAGAAGUAAACUUUCGUAAUAUACACCAGGAAGUGGUCUGAUGUUGUACGGCUGAAUUAGUUUACGAAUAAAUGCAUUUUGUAGUAUAUAAGUAAAA
Messenger RNA from Octopus sinensis (East Asian common octopus), 1788 nucleotides. RefSeq lists its product as uncharacterized. Bases 269 to 1732 code for a protein of 487 amino acids. NCBI's taxonomy places the organism in Eukaryota, Metazoa, Mollusca, Cephalopoda, Octopoda, Octopodidae. Gene Ontology annotation, cellular component: mitochondrial matrix. The transcript is spliced from 4 exons. The record is from RefSeq and is a predicted model, not a curated record. Gene Ontology annotation, molecular function: double-stranded DNA binding. Gene Ontology annotation, biological process: regulation of DNA-templated transcription; termination of mitochondrial transcription.